AUGCGCGAGAUCGUUCAUCUGCAGACAGGCCAGUGCGGAAACCAAAUUGGUGCUGCCUUCUGUUACAAUGGCACUUCUGAACUCCAGCUUGAGCGCAUGAGCGUCUACUUCAACGAGGCUUCGGGCAACAAAUAUGUUCCUCGCGCUGUCCUUGUAGAUCUCGAGCCCGGUACCAUGGACGCCGUCCGUGCUGGUCCCUUCGGCCAACUUUUCCGUCCCGACAACUUCGUCUUUGGCCAGUCCGGUGCCGGCAACAACUGGGCCAAGGGUCACUACACAGAGGGUGCUGAGCUCGUCGACCAGGUCCUCGACGUCGUCCGUCGUGAGGCUGAGGGCUGCGACUGCCUUCAAGGUUUCCAGAUUACGCACUCUCUCGGUGGUGGUACCGGUGCCGGUAUGGGUACUCUCUUGAUCUCCAAGAUCCGUGAGGAAUUCCCCGACAGGAUGAUGGCCACCUUCUCCGUCGUCCCCUCCCCCAAGGUCUCUGACACCGUUGUCGAGCCCUACAACGCCACCCUCUCCGUCCACCAGCUCGUUGAGAACUCGGAUGAGACGUUCUGCAUUGACAACGAGGCUCUCUACGACAUCUGCAUGCGCACUCUCAAGCUGUCUCACCCCUCGUACGGUGACCUCAACCACUUGGUCUCUGCCGUCAUGUCCGGCGUUACCACCUGUCUCCGUUUCCCCGGCCAGCUCAACUCUGAUCUCCGAAAGAUUGCCGUCAACAUGGUUCCUUUCCCUCGUCUUCACUUCUUCAUGGUCGGCUUUGCCCCGCUUACUAGCCGUGGUGCUCACUCUUUCCGUGCUGUCACCGUGCCCGAGUUGACCCAGCAGAUGUUCGAUCCCAAGAACAUGAUGGCCGCUUCUGACUUCCGCAACGGCCGAUACCUCACCUGCUCUGCCAUCUUCCGUGGUAAGCUUGCCAUGAAGGAGGUCGAGGACCAGAUGCGCAACGUCCAGAGCAAGAACUCGUCGUACUUCGUCGAGUGGAUCCCCAACAACGUUCAGACCGCACUUUGCUCUAUUCCUCCCCGUGGCCUUAAGAUGUCGUCGACCUUCCUUGGUAACUCGACGGCGAUCCAGGAGCUCUUCAAGCGUAUCGGCGAGCAGUUCACUCUCAUGUUCCGUCGCAAGGCUUUCUUGCAUUGGUACACUGGUGAGGGCAUGGACGAGAUGGAGUUCACUGAGGCCGAGUCCAACAUGAACGAUCUCGUCUCCGAGUACCAGCAAUACCAGGAUGCCGGUAUUGACGAGGAAGAUCUGGAGUACGAGGAAGAGCUCCCUCUUGAGGAGGAGGAGUAA
Molecule: messenger RNA, 1302 nt
Organism: Scedosporium apiospermum
Lineage: Eukaryota; Fungi; Ascomycota; Sordariomycetes; Microascales; Microascaceae
Exons: 6
Coding region: 1-1302 (433 amino acids)
Biological process (GO): microtubule cytoskeleton organization; mitotic cell cycle
Cellular component (GO): cytoplasm; microtubule
Molecular function (GO): GTP binding; GTPase activity; structural constituent of cytoskeleton
Source: RefSeq, a predicted model, not a curated record